Messenger RNA from Monomorium pharaonis (pharaoh ant), 2222 nucleotides. RefSeq names its product dynein regulatory complex protein 9-like. Gene Ontology annotation, biological process: cilium organization. Bases 520 to 1698 code for a protein of 392 amino acids. Gene Ontology annotation, cellular component: motile cilium; cytoplasm. The transcript is spliced from 7 exons. The record is from RefSeq and is a predicted model, not a curated record. Gene Ontology annotation, molecular function: protein binding. NCBI's taxonomy places the organism in Eukaryota, Metazoa, Arthropoda, Insecta, Hymenoptera, Formicidae.
CCAUUAAGUCGCCAUCAAUAAUUUUUCCAAUAUUUUUAUCGAUACUGAAUAUUAAUUUAUAACAAAUUAUGAUUUAUUUUAUAGAUUAAUAAAAAAAUUUUACAUAAAUGGCAAUAAAAGAGUUAUUUAUUGAAGUUGAUGGCUAUUUUCUAAUUUGUUAUCCUAAUUGUUCUUUCAUUAUCAAUUUUCGAUAACAUAUUUUUUGCAAAAAGUCAAUUAAAAAAAUUAAAUACAUAAAACACAUAAAUCGUUUUUUGUUAAUCGAUCAUUCCAAGUGUCUAGCACCUGUUCCUCUGAAAAGAUAGUUGGUAUUCCGAUACUGUGCCGUUGAUGUUGCUCAGAAUUUAAGAUAGCAAUGGAAAAUCGCGCGUCUUCAAGUCGAGCUGAAUCUACGCGUGAUAAAUUGGCUUAUCAGACAGACGUAGACUGACACGAUGUAUCUAUUGGGUGAACACGUUCAACAUUGAAUUUGUCGACGUUGCACAUAAAACGUACGUACAGGUGAAUGCGUCAAAGUACAUGAGCCUUACUCCGCCGCGCCGUGUGAAUCAUUCUUUACACCGUAAGACUUCUAUUCUCGCAUAUAAAUUUGAUAAUGAAAACAAAGUUACAUUUACACAAGACCGAGCCGAUUCGUUAAAGGAAGAAAACAAAAAACAAAUGGAAGCGGAAAGUCCCGCGGGAUUUUCGCCAGCGGUGCGUGAGGCUCUCCUGGAAAUCCUGGAGGAAUGUGCAGAUUCACUGGCCGUUUACCAAAAUAUCUUGCGACAGCAAUCCGUGAUAAGGGACAACGCCAAUACUGUUUUCCCCAAUGUUCAGAUUUCGGAAAUGUCUAUUCUACAGACGUUCAGCGGAGGCGCCGCGGAGAUGACGGAUUCACAGAGGGAAGCUGCGCGUGAAAAGCUUCGACGAGACAGUUUAUAUGUAAGCAAUAUAAUACGAGACUUGAAGCAAGAAAUCAACGAACAUGGGACUAUCGAUAUAUUAAUUAAAGAGAUCGACAAGAUAACGUCGCGAAAAGAACAGGAGCAUCUUGUGAUAGAAGAGAAUGAAAGAAUGCAAACGAUUGUGGCAGAGUUACGAAAAGCGAUUGCCGAUAAGAAAGCAGCGAACGAGAGAGAGGAGGAGCGCUUAACGAAGAAGCUCACUUUGACACGGGACGAGAAGGAGAGGCUAAAACUAAUUAAGGACGUGGAGAUGAAAUAUGUCCGAGUGUGGGAAGCGGCACGUCGCGAGCAGUACGUCCUGCGUCACGAGUUGAAGAUGGACGAAUUGAAAAAGACUUUGAAUGAUUAUUGCGUGCGUGAGAGAAAUGAAAAUCGCGUGAAUGAUGUAUUGACGCGUUAUCUGAUGCGGCGUAUAGCGCUCAUCGAGAACCGAAUCGAGCAAUGGCGGCAGAGGUACGAUCGGGAGAAGGAAAUGUAUGAGGGGAAGAUCCGCAGAGUACGCAAUGUGAUCGAAGACGCUCGGAAAUACUUAGUGGAACUUACAACGGAGUACCGCAAUAACCAGGAAUUCAUCGACACGUACCUCGCAGAGCAGGAGGCGCUCCGAAGACAAAAGGAGCACGAGGAUCAUGUGCAGCGUAGCGCAAUCAAGAUGCAAGCCUGGUGGCGUGGCGUGAUGGUGCGCCGGAAGCUGGGGCCGUAUCGACCUGAAGAAAAAAAGAAGAAAAAGUCCGUUAAGACGAAGAAAUAACUCUGCCUCCUUCCGCCCGCUCAAAUUACUCUUAAAUGUACCGCAUCCGAUUCUAAUUCGUUCAAUCUAACCGAGCGAAACCACUAUUAAUCUAUCAGCGAUUUAACCGAGGCUACGGUUGCCUUUAACUGAUUUACUACCCUGGUAAUUUUAAUCGCAAAAGCAUGAGCGAGAAUCUAAAAAAGCGCAAUGUCAAAAUUUAUCAGGAAUUUCUGCCAAAACUAAACAAGUCCAAAAAGUUGAAUUUACAAAAAGUUAAAAAAUUUUCAUUUUUACUAUUUGUUGUAUAAGUAAUUUUUUCGUUGGACAUAUAAUUGAUGCAAGAAUAAAAUUGUGAAUUUUAAUAUUUUAAAGAUUUAAAAAAGAAAUUCAUUCAAAAGAAAAAGAUUAUCUGGACUUGUUUGGUCCUUAGGAUAAUUUUAUAUUUAUAAUCUAUUUACACUCCCAAAUAUUUUACAUUUACCUUCUUUAUAAUAUUAACUUAUAAUAAUAAUAAAACAAAAGGUGAUAAAGUAAAUUUUACU